AUGACACUGCCAGCCCUCUGCCCCCACAGCCCUGCACAGCAUUUAGUGGCUACCAAAAAGGGCCAUAAUAAAGGCUUCCCUGUGGUCUGGCUCCGAGAGGUUGCCGUCGUCUGCGGACCUGUGCACGACCCUGUGUGUUUCCCCGGGACUGUCAGGGUGAAUUCCAGCCCCAUGCUGGGCUCAGGGACCUGUGUGGCAGUCACUCCAGCACCAGAGAGGGAAGGGCAGGAGAGGUGGGGGCACAGGCUUCCCCUUCGCCUGUCAACAGGAACACUGAUGCUGAUAAAAACCCCAGGAUGUUGCAUCACUGCAGCUGGCCAAUUGAUAGCGUUUGCCCUACACUCGGUUCCAGACACCCAGCAGGAGAAGCCUCCAGAGACUUCAUCCCCAAGGCCAAGACAGGGGCAGCCCAUGGGAUCCAACAACCUGAGUUCGCCUGUUCGCAGGCCCUCACCGCCUGCCUUCCUCUCGCCCUCUGCCUUCCCCACCGUGCGGGAGUCACAAGUGGAGGGCUGCACCCUGAUUCCCUCCUCUACCCUGACGGCCUUCAUGGCCUCCUUCCUUUGCAUAGAGUUUGUGCUGGGUCUGGUAGGGAACACACUGGCCUUCCUCAUCUUCUGCUUCUACACGCGGCCCUGGACCUCCAACACGGUGCUGCUGGUCUGCCUGGUCCUUGCAGACUUCCUCCUGGUCAUCAACCUGCCCCUGCGGGUGGACUACUAUUUGUUCCAGGAGGAGUGGCGCUUCGGGACCGCCGCCUGCCAAGUCAACCUCUUCAUGAUCUCCAGCAACCGCACGGCCAGCGUGGUCUUCCUGGCGGCCAUCGCGCUCAACCGCUACCUGAAGGUGGUGUGGCCCCACCACGUGCUGAGCCGGGCCUCGGUGGGCGCGGCCGCCUUGGGGGCUGGUGGGCUCUGGGGGGUCAUCCUGCUCCUCAACGUGCACCUGCUGCAGGGCAUGAGCUCCAGUAGUGUCUGCCUCAGCUACCAGCUGGGCACGAACUCGUCGGCCUGGCACCGUUGGCACGAGGCACUGUUCGUGCUAGAGUUCUCGGUGACGCUGGCCCUCAUCCUCUUCUCCACGGUGAGCAUCUGGCGGACCAUCCGCCGGCAGGGCCUGGAGGGCCAGGCGGGCCUGCGGAGGGCCAUGCACGUGCUGCUGCUGGUGGUGGCCGGCUACACCAUCUGCUUCCUGCCCAGCUUCGUCUUUGGCAUCAUGACGGUCGUGGCCUUCGAGCUGCACGCCUGCCACGCCUUCAACACCUACUCGCGGCUGUUCCACAGCUCACUGGCCUUCACCUACCUCAACAGCGUGCUGGACCCCGUGCUCUACUGCUUCUCCAGCCCUAACUUCCUGCACCAGAUGCGCUUGCUCCUGGGCAUGUCCAGCAGCUCACAAGGCUCCUCCAGCAACGAGAACUCCUACGUGGCCCCUGCCCGGCGUCUGGACGCCCCUCGGCAGGCGAAGGAGUGGAGGUCUGCUGUAGGGGAGCAGUGA
Molecule: messenger RNA, 1497 nt
Organism: Elephantulus edwardii (Cape elephant shrew)
Lineage: Eukaryota; Metazoa; Chordata; Mammalia; Macroscelidea; Macroscelididae
Gene: OXER1
Product: oxoeicosanoid (OXE) receptor 1
Exons: 2
Coding region: 1-1497 (498 amino acids)
Biological process (GO): G protein-coupled receptor signaling pathway
Cellular component (GO): membrane
Molecular function (GO): G protein-coupled receptor activity
Source: RefSeq, a predicted model, not a curated record